AUGGUCAUGAAAUUGGACGAGAAGGACGGUUUCGGCACGACUGUGCUUUUGCUCGCUUGGGAGACUUUGAGCGUCGUCAGGUUGUCAAGCAAUCUCGCUAAGAAAUGUGACAAUUCUGGCGAGUCAAAUCCCAAUUUCUCGCCUCUGACCAAUCAGGAGUACCUGGAAGACUACGAGAUACGUGUUGCAUGCAUCAUACACCUCCUCGUCGAACACCACGGCGACGUCAACAUCGAAAACGACGGCAGAUGUCCGCUCUUAAUUACGUCGGGCUCGGCUUUUAGUGACAUCCUGAGCUUACUGUUGCAACACGGUGCUCGUGUACCUGCGUCUAUGACGGCAGCGGAGAAGCAUAAGCGAUCGCCUGCCCCUGCGGAAGGGACGACACUUAUGGGGACUGCUGCAUGAAGGAGGACUUCGUCACGGAGGAAAUAUGGGACGCGAAGCAUGGCGUUAUCAAGACUUCGUCUGCGAAGUUGCUGCUGUUUCAGACAGCAAUUGUUCGAGUCUACCUGCAUUCGACGCGGCCUCUGUGGUCGAUCCAUCGGUUGUUCGAACCUUUCCGCCGACGAAGGAAAUACUAGUUCCUAUUCACUCGAUCCCGCCUUCCAAUGUGCUGCGAAGACAUAGUCCGUGAAUCACUAUGUUCCAACUUUCUUCAAAAUUCUCUGUAUUGGCACGUGGUUUAGUGUCCGGUAUGAAUGGAAACUCUACAGC
Somion occarium is the source of this 717-nucleotide messenger RNA. Lineage: Eukaryota; Fungi; Basidiomycota; Agaricomycetes; Polyporales; Cerrenaceae. The record is from the annotation of a GenBank genome assembly.